Pseudopodoces humilis (Tibetan ground-tit) is the source of this 918-nucleotide messenger RNA. The record is from RefSeq and is a predicted model, not a curated record. Lineage: Eukaryota; Metazoa; Chordata; Aves; Passeriformes; Paridae.
AACGGCUCCCGCUGGGCGCUCUCCUUCGACAUGUCCUCCCUCUCCAGCAGCCAGGAGGUGAACCUGGCUCAGCUCCGUGUCCGCCUGCCCGGCCUCUCCCGUGCCCACAACGUGUCCCUGGACAUCUACCACAGCCAGCGGCGCAGGUGCCGGGGAGAUGGGACCUGCGCCCACCAGCUCUUCCUGGGCACCGUGGCUGACAGCCCCUCUGCCACCCAGGCCUCCUGGAAAGUCUUUGAGGUCACCAACCUGCUGCGGUCCUGGCUCCACCAAGCCGCGGUCGCUGGGCACCACAGUCCCACGGGAAGGGGGCAGUGGGAGCUGAGCGGGCUGGCUGCCCCGGCCAGCGCUGCCCUGACAGACACCGGCCACGGGGACCCAGCGCCGCCCCAGGACGUGGCAGACAGAGUCCUGCUGCUCGUCUUCUCCAAAGACAAGUCUCCGGGGGACCACAGCCUCAUCAGGACCGCGGAGACCUCCAAGUACAUCAUGCGUGACGGCGGGGCGCGGGGCGCGGGGACGCGCCGGCACCGCAGGAACAGGAUGGAGAGGCAAAGGAUCAAAGCGAGCGACGCUGCCGCGGCCGUCCCGCGGGAGCAGGGCAGGGCCCUGUGCAGGCGGGUGGACAUGAUGGUGGAUUUUGAGCAGACGGGCUGGGGAAGCUGGAUCGUCUACCCCAAGAAGUACAACGCCUACCGCUGUGAAGGGCUGUGCCCCUCACCCGUGGACGAGACCUUCAAGCCCACCAACCACGCCUACAUACAGAGUUUGCUGCAGCUCUACAAGCCCAACCAGGUGCCGUGUCCCGCCUGCUCCCCAGUCAAGAUGAGCCCCCUCUCCAUGCUCUACUACGAGAAGGGUGAAAUCGUUGUCCGCCACCACGAGGACAUGAUCAUCGAGGAGUGUGGCUGCAACUGA